Molecule: messenger RNA, 760 nt
Organism: Bradysia coprophila
Lineage: Eukaryota; Metazoa; Arthropoda; Insecta; Diptera; Sciaridae
Molecular function (GO): protein binding
Source: RefSeq, a predicted model, not a curated record
ACACACACACACACACAUGUGAAUGCGUGAGGUGAAGAAUAAGAAGUUUGUUGAAUUUCGUCAUUAAUCAUCAUUCGGUUCAAAAUCUUUCACCGGUACGGACCAUUCGCGUACACUCGUUGAAAGUAAAUUUAAGGCGUCGAAUCACAGGAAAACAAAACAUUCCAAUGCAAGCGUCUUCCGCCACCACGACCAGAUUUCGAUACGUCCUCGACUUUUGGUUCGGUAAGCCGUCCGACGCGGACUACUUGAAAUCAAAAUCAUUUUGGUACGGUGACGAUGCAGCGGAUAAUCAUGUGCGGCAACACUUGUCCGAUGAUUAUGAAAAAGCGAAAUGCGGUCAGUACAACGACUGGUCGGAUUCGGCCGACGGAGCACUGGCAUUGGUAAUUUUACUGGACCAAGUGCCGCGGAAUAUUUUUCGCAAUACAGCGCAAGCGUAUGCAACAGACGAUAAGGCAUUGGAAAUUGCAAAGAAAAUAGUGGCCAGCGGCUGGGAUGAACAUCAACCGGACAUCGUUCGGCGGUAUAUGUAUUCGCCGUUCAAUCAUUCGGAGAAUUUGGAAGAUCAGAGACGGUCGGUGGAACUGUUCACGAAAUUGGGCGAUCGGGAGCACUUACAUUGGGCGAAGAAUUUCUACGAGACAAUUAAAACGUACGGACGAUUUCCGCACCGUGAUGGAAUCUUAGGGCGACGGCCAUCUAGUUAGUGUAAUUCAAAAGUGUAAUGCAAUAAAACGGCACAGUUUGACGAACGAAA